This is a messenger RNA of Verticillium alfalfae VaMs.102, 1182 nucleotides long. RefSeq lists its product as hypothetical. Bases 1 to 1182 code for a protein of 393 amino acids. Lineage: Eukaryota; Fungi; Ascomycota; Sordariomycetes; Glomerellales; Plectosphaerellaceae. The record is from RefSeq and is a predicted model, not a curated record. The transcript is spliced from 2 exons.
AUGGAAACCUCAAGGGCACCGUCCACCCCCGACGAGCCUCAUAACCCCUUCUUGGCACUAUGGAACAUGACAACUAAGCGAAUGAGAACUGCCUGUGGUCUAGUAGUUUUUCUAGGCCUGACAAUAUGGCUGUCCCUGCCAUCCAUCAAGACCAUGGCAGUUCCUCAAGUCAGCCUCCAAUAUGGUGUCCAGUCGCCAUUCAACCACUCAAAGGUCGCCCUCCUGAUCGAGAACCGUCCCAAUCCUAUACUAGCCCCCCUCAUGCUGCACUUCAUGGCUGUCGUACCCCCCGACUGGCGCUUCCGCUUUAUGGGCUCUGAGGCAUCCGUCGCGCAUAUCAACCAGUCUAUGGCUAUUCGCGAGCAUGUCAAUUCUGGUAAGCUUGACCUCACCUUCAUCCCGUCCAACAUGAGCACCGCCGGUCAGGAGAUGAUCUCCCGCUUCCUGACGACCCUGUGGCUCUACGAAACGGUCCUCCGUCCCGCAGAGUGGCUGCUUGUCUUCCAGACCGACAGCAUCCUCUGCGCCAACAGUCGCCACAACAUCAACGACUUCCUCGAAUACGACUGGAUUGGCGCUCCUUGGAACCCCUCCGGUCGCUGGGGUGGUAACGGUGGCCUGUCUAUCCGACGAGUCUCAGCCAUGAUCGAUGUCCUCCGUGAACAGGUCCGCGUUGACGGCACUGAACCCGAAGACGUCUGGCUCGCCGAGCGUCUCGCCCACCGACCCGGCGCUCGUGUUGCCAACGGCACCGUCUCCCUCACUUUCAGCGGCGAGAUGCACUCGGGCGAACACAUCAAAGUCGGCAGCGGCAGUGACGCCUUCAACAGCUCGCUCGAUGCUGCGGCUGAGGGGGAAUACGUCUCCGAGCUCGACAGCUGGCGCGACGGCUUCUACGAGCCUAUGGGCUACCACACCGGCGGCAGCGGCGUCAUGCUCCACGGCCCGAUCUGGGGCACGCCGGCCCUACGCAAGCACAUCUGGGAUUACUGCCCCGAGGUCAAGAUGACACUCGCCAUGGACGCCGCCGAGUACGUUCCCGGUGAGUGCAAUGCCGUCUGGCGACGAGACGGGACAAAGGAAGAGGCGGCGGCGGAACUGGACGCGCGGUAUCCGUUCGGCUCGGAGAUUAUUGAAGGGGAAGAGUAUCCUCUGUUGCCACCCGGCUUGUCCGCAUGGUGA